CUAAUGUUAAUUUACAGUUUGCGGUGCGCACAGCUGUUAUCAACUCGAUAGUUGUUGUUGAAAAUGAAAUCCAGAAAUAUAGCGAAAUGUUGGUAAUGUUUUCAUCUCCAGCCUGCUUAUGAGUCCACAAUAGAGAAGAACAGUGAUUGGAGCCGUGAAAAUAUUCACAUCAAAAAAAUAAUACUGAUUUCCACCCGCUAAUCCAACUCCGUUUCAUCUCGAUCCAUGGCGUUCGGACGAUUUUUUAAAUCCAUACUCUAUGGCCUACCUUUGGGUAUUACCUUCCUUGAUUGCGUUGGCUAUGUAGCUAGAGUAGAUGGAAUUUCAAUGCAACCCGCUCUUAAUCCUGUGGAAGAUGAAAGAGAUUAUGUGUUCCUGCUGCGCUGGGGGGUACACAAUAGUGCAGUUGAGCGUGGAGAUAUAAUAUCCCUAAUCUCACCAAAGGAUCCUGCCCAAAAGAUUAUAAAACGAGUGGUCGGUAUGCAGGGUGAUGUCGUCUCCACUUUGGGCUAUAAACAUGAAAUAGUAAGGGUUCCCGAUGGCCACUGUUGGGUUGAAGGAGAUCAUACAGGACAUUCACUCGACUCGAAUACAUUCGGUCCCGUGGCACUAGGUCUAAUGUCGGCGCGAGCUGUGGCAAUUGUAUGGCCGCCGGAACGUUGGCGAUUGCUGGACAAUGAACUGCCACGACGACGUCGUCCUAUUCAAAUCGCCAAGACAAAUUACUACAAUUAGAAAUUAGGCAUCCUACAUAUAAUAAUUGACCGGCGAGAUGAAGACUGAUCCCUCACAUUUGAAAUGGAGUGUCUAGUUGUGUUUUAUCUUUUGCUUUAAUUAUAGUUCCAAUUUAUGUACAUAGAUAUAUAUAUAUUUUAUACACAAGUUUGGCUCUUUCCACCCCCAAAUGUUCUUUCAAAAUUGAAGACAGUAAAAAAAAAAAAGAGAAACUAAAAUAAAAAUUAGAAUUUGUUAAAUGUAAA
This is a messenger RNA of Drosophila willistoni, 980 nucleotides long. Its product is annotated as mitochondrial inner membrane protease subunit 2. Bases 226 to 735 code for a protein of 169 amino acids. NCBI's taxonomy places the organism in Eukaryota, Metazoa, Arthropoda, Insecta, Diptera, Drosophilidae. The record is from RefSeq and is a predicted model, not a curated record. Gene Ontology annotation, molecular function: serine-type endopeptidase activity. Gene Ontology annotation, biological process: mitochondrial respiratory chain complex assembly. Gene Ontology annotation, cellular component: mitochondrial inner membrane peptidase complex; membrane. The transcript has 3 exons.